This is a messenger RNA of Misgurnus anguillicaudatus (oriental weatherfish), 1785 nucleotides long. NCBI's taxonomy places the organism in Eukaryota, Metazoa, Chordata, Actinopteri, Cypriniformes, Cobitidae. The record is from RefSeq and is a predicted model, not a curated record.
ACCCGGAUGUGCUUUGUCACGUGACACACGUGUGUUCGCGUCACGAAAACACAUGGUGGACCUAGUCUGGAUUUCUUAGUUAAAUGUUUUAAAUCGGUGGAAUGAAGGUUAAAGUGCUUUGCAGAAACCCGGACGAUUAUGUCCGGGAAACAACCAGAGAUCUACAGCGAGUGCCCAGGAACUAUGACCCGACCCUGCACCCUUUUGAGGUCCCCAGAGAAUACACCAGAGCCCUGAAUGCCACCAAACUGGAGAGGGUGUUUGCCAAACCCUUUGUGGCAUCGCUGGAUGGACACAGAGAUGGCAUCAGCUGUAUCACUAAACAUGCAAAAAGCCUUUCUACAAUCAUAUCUGGAGCCUGUGAUGGAGAGGUGAAAGUGUGGAACCUCACUAAACGGGAGUGUAUGAGGACCAUCCAGGCUCAUGAAGGGUUCGUACGAGGAAUCAGCUCCCGCUUUUGUGGCACCAGCUUUUUCACGGUGGGAGACGAUAAGACCAUCAAACAGUGGAACAUGGAGGCCCCAGGAUACGGAGUGAGAGAGGAACCAAUAAACACAAUUUUGGGAAAGGCUGUGUUCACGGGCAUUGAUCACCAUCAGAGAGAGCCAAUGUUUGCAACCUGCGGCCAGACGGUGGACAUUUGGGAUGAACAGAAAAGCAGUCCCAUCCGGUCUUUCAGCUGGGGUGUGGACAGCUUCAGCUGUGUCCGAUACAACCCAGUGGAGACUGAACUUCUGGCCAGCUGUGCAUCAGACAGAAGUAUUGUCUUAUAUGACAUGAGAGAAUCUACGCCACUCAGAAAGGUCGUCAUGCAAUUGAGAAGCAACACGCUUUGCUGGAAUCCAAUGGAAGCGUAUUAUUUCACCUGCUCCAGUGAAGACUACAAUCUUUAUACUUACGACAUGAGAUGUCUAGAUGUUCCUGUAAAUGUGCACAUGGAUCAUGUUUCUGCUGUGCUGGAUGUGGAUUAUUCGCCCACAGGAAGAGAGUUCGUAUCCGCCAGCUUUGACAAAACCAUUCGCAUCUUUCCAAAGGACAAAGGUCACAGCAGGGAGGUGUACCACACCAAACGCAUGCAGCAUGUCAUCAGCGUUAGAUGGUCGGCCGACAACAAAUACAUCCUGAGUGGCUCGGAUGAAAUGAACAUCCGGUUGUGGAAAGCCAAUGCCUCGGAGAAACUCGGCGUGAUGUCAGCUCGAGAAAAAACUGCCGCAAACUACAACAAGAAGCUAAUAGAGAAAUUUCAGCACCACCCACAAGUGAAGCGCAUCGCCCGUCAUCGCCACCUGCCCAGAGACGUCCUGAAGCAGAAGAGAGAACAGAAGGAAAUGAGAGAUGCCAGACGCAGGAAGGAAGAAAAUGUACGCAAACACAGCAAGCCAGGAACUGUUCCCGUGGUGCCAGAAAAGGAGAAACAUGUGGUGGCUGUAGUGGAAUAAAAGAUGAUUUAAAGAGGUGGUAUCGGAGGAAGGGUGUUUGUGGUCUACAAAGAUGUGUUUCAAAGUAUUUUCUACUCUCUCUUUUUUUCUUUUUUUUUUUUGAUGUAUAUGAACUUUGAGCAUACUGAAACUGUCAUGUACCAACAUAUCAGUUUGAUACAUACAGGGUAUGUUUGGUGGAAACUUUUACUACGAACAUGAGCAUGGCUGUUGUAUUUUUAUUAUUGUCUCACAUCAGGUAAUUAUGAUCAAUAAAUGAUGCCAGGUAUAUAUUGAACUAAUUCUUUCUUCAUCUGUCAAAAAGCAAUAUGAAAAUACCAAAUAAACCAUCACUGAUUGAACAUUG